AUAGUAAAUCAGUCAAAUGUUAUAGUACUAUGGAGUAAUAUAUAAAGCAAGGUACCUAAAAUUCUUGUUAGUGUACUUACAAAGACAAAGACAAAACAAGAGAACUUGGUUCUCUGUACAAGUCUCUUUGUAUUGCUUGCUUAUCAACAAUUUCUCAAAGAUUGUGUCUUUCUUUCAGCUUUGUUCUACAAUUCACAAUAUUCAGCUGGUGGGUCUGACUGACAACUAGACGUUUCGAAUUGAACAAUACACACUUGAAUAUGGGAUGCUUUGUGUCUACUGCAAAGGACACUGGUGGAAACCGAAGGCGGCCAGGAAAUAUCGGUGAAGUAACAGUGUUUGUUCCUGGUUUACGAAUCCCUAAACCUGUAGAUAUAUCUCAUUCACUAGGUGAUCACCUAUCUAAGAGUUUAGUGGAGCGCCUGUCUGCUCUUAGAACCCGAAUAGUUGUUAUGGCUGGCCAAGAAGGUCCAACAAUCACCAGAACAAGAAGGAGAAGCUCUACCCAACAUGGGGGGUCAGUACUUGGAGAUCUUAUUCAGGCUCUUAAUGAUUAUUUGCCAGUUCUUUUGGGAUUGGUGAAAGAUGGCAGCCUCCUACAACACAAGGUACAAUUCAUUUGGGUAAAUCAGGAGGAUGAUGCGGAGGAAACAGCAAUGUCUAGUGCUUGGUACGAAGUACUAUCGGUUUUGCACUUGAUGGCAGCAUUAUCAUUCUUGCAAGCUAACUUACUGCUUCUUCCUAGAAUGUCCAGUGAUGGGUAUCAGCCCAAGGUUUCUGAAGAGAACAGGCGUUCUUCCAUCGACAUUUUUUUGAAGGCAGCUGGAUACCUAGAUUGUGCAGUUCGACAUAUUCUUCCACAGUUGCCUCCCGAACUCAGGAGAGAUCUCCCAGUCGACCUUGCGGAAGGAGUCCUGCGUGCUCUUUGUCUCCAGGCACUGGGGCAGAGUGUGGAUAUACAACUUGGACUUGCAAUUGAUAGUACGAAGGCCACUCUUGCAGUAAAACGUAGGCUUGCAUGUGAAAUGGCAAAAUACUGGCAGCAGGCCCAAGAUAAUAUCACUAAUCUUCCUUUAACAAAUGGUUGGGGAGAAAAGCAUAAACUCUUCGUGAAGUGGAAAUACAUUGAAGCAAGGGCUGCUGCGUAUUAUUAUCAUGGCUUGAUCCUCGACGAAGGGAACACCGAGAAAUCACACGGGAUGGCUGUAGCUGCUUUAAAGGCGGCAGAUGAGUAUCUCAAAGAAAGCAAAAAAAUAUGUGAAGCAUUCAACAUGGCUCCUCCUCUCUCACGAAAUCCCCCUCUCUGGGGAACCAUGAAGUAUCUCUCUGAGAAGAUUCCCAAAGAUACUUCCAGCAAGGUGCGCAUUAACCGGGAUCUCUACUCUUAUGAAAAGAUCAUGGAGACAGCCCCUACAUUACCGGAUUUUACUUUGGCCUUGAAGCCGGACGAAUUUCAGUUACCUGUAGUGGACAAUUCUUGGCACAAUGAGAAGCAAGACAAAGGACAGGCCAAUGGCAAUAGAACAUGAAAAUUUACGAAAUUUAUCUUCUUACAAUGAAAAGAGAAAGCAAAUGGAGAAGUGAAAGCCGAAGGAUCACUUUAGCCAUUCAUAUUCGUUCACAAAUCAUUUUCCCCAACGAAAUAUGAAAUAUUAUGUUGGUACAGAUCCCCUUAAUGGGAUUUGCUAGUGCAGAAGAAGGGGAGGUCUUUGCCAAAGUCCAAAUAAGAUGAAGGCCUUGCACAUAUAUUUCUUGAAUGUAUACAAAGUGGGUAAAGGUCGCUAAUUGUUUGAUAGAAUAGCAUUUUACAAUCCUGUGCCGUGUGCAAACUUUCAUUAUUACAUGUAACAACAAAAAAAAGAAUUUCUAAUUUUUUUAAUGUUUUAUAGUAUAAAAUUGCAUUUAAGUGUAA
Messenger RNA from Daucus carota subsp. sativus, 1912 nucleotides. RefSeq lists its product as uncharacterized. The transcript is spliced from 12 exons. NCBI's taxonomy places the organism in Eukaryota, Viridiplantae, Streptophyta, Magnoliopsida, Apiales, Apiaceae. Bases 261 to 1529 code for a protein of 422 amino acids. The record is from RefSeq and is a predicted model, not a curated record.